Messenger RNA from Carassius carassius (crucian carp), 1871 nucleotides. Its product is annotated as leucine-rich repeat-containing protein 3B-like. Lineage: Eukaryota; Metazoa; Chordata; Actinopteri; Cypriniformes; Cyprinidae. Gene Ontology annotation, molecular function: protein binding. The transcript is spliced from 2 exons. The record is from RefSeq and is a predicted model, not a curated record. Gene Ontology annotation, cellular component: plasma membrane. The coding region runs from base 239 to 1039 and encodes 266 amino acids.
GCUCGCGCUGCGUGCGGAUCUCAAGCACUAAACAAGACGGAAUAUUUCUGCAAAUGUCAAUGAACUCCCUUCUCUACAGCAAACCCGCGAAGGCGAAUGUAGAGAAGAGCAGAGGAGAUCUCAGAAGAAAGAGAGGAGAAAUGCUUGCAAGCUGUCGGGCAUUUUGAUGUUGGGUACAGCAUCCUGGAUACUCUCAGCACAGGUUUUACUCUAAAGGGAUUAUGCCCACCAUCCAACAAUGCUGCUACCCUCAGGUUGGCUGCUUCGGCACUCUGUGGUUAUGUGGUUGCUGUUUCACAGCUUAGUACUGAUGACACUGUGUUUCCACCAUGCUGCAACUUCCUGCUCCAAACGCUGCUACUGUUCAGACAGCGAGGGCUCAUUUGGUGGUAAGACUAUGCGUUGCAGCAACCUGCUUCUUACUGAGAUCCCUCAGGACAUUCCCAAUGACACACAACGCCUCUACCUGGACUACAACCUCCUGACCAGCAUCCCUGCCAAUGCCUUUCAUGAUCUUCCACAGCUAGCUGAACUUGAUCUUUCCCAUAACGAACUAGCUUUGCUUGAACCUGGAGCCUUUAGAGGCUUGGCAGUCUCUCUACAAUUUCUGGAUCUCUCGUCCAACCAGCUCACGACACUGGACCCAGAUGCCUUUGAAGGUGUAAGAGCAAGAUCCAACCUUACUGGAAACCCCUGGCACUGUGACUGCAGGCUGCAAACAGCCCUUCCACGCCUAGACCUAGAGCCUGUGUCUUUGACUGGGAUUAUCUGUCAGACAUCUGAACCCUCAGACUCUGGAGCCCAAGGUGUGCCUUUCCUGCUGGCCAAAGACCUGGACCUGUGUGUGGUGCUCAAAAAGACCACGGACGUGGCCAUGUUGGUGACCAUGUUUGGGUGGUUCACCAUGGUCAUCUCCUACCUGGUCUACUAUGUGAGACACAAUCAGGAAGAUGCCAGGCGCCACCUGGAGUAUCUCAAGUCUCUGCCCAGCAGGCAGGGCAAGUCUGAGGAGUCUUCCACCAUCAGCACUGUGGUAUAGUACCAGGCCAAGUGCUCAUGACAUGUGGAGGAAGCUUCUCAGGCUGCCAAAAGCCAAUGGCACACUGGACAAUGGGCUACCUGUCUCUAAAGUAUAAAAUUGAUUAAACCUGUUGAAACCUUUUGAAAAACAAAGAAUAAUGGCUUUGUAUCCCUUGAAUAACAGACCACUCACUUCAAAGUACCACUCAGGACUGAUCAGUACCCUCCCAAAGAAUAAGGAAGAACUGACAUAGGAUACAUUGUGGUCAGUGGAUUGCAAUGUUCACAACAGGGAAAUGUGAAACAUAUCAUGCUAAAACCAUCCACAGACACACAUGGACAGAGAUGACCGGAGACAGAAGGAGGGAAAUCACAGGGGCCAUCUAAUCCAGUUCAGAUGAAUAAUUGAUUCAGAAAUGGCCGAGCUUGAGGCUCAUCUUGACUAAGAGGUUUGUCUGCUCUGCAUGCUUUUAAAGGAGGCGUUAUCUGUUUUUUUUUUGUUUUUGUUUUUGUUUUUUUACCCAGUGGUACUUUUACAGUCAGAUCCCCAUUUGGCAGGAAACACACGGAGCGUAAAGCACUCAUCCUACUGGGUAUUUACAAAAAGUACUGUUGUUGUCCUUGCAGGCAACAUCAAAAUUUUACAGAGCAACAUAUUCUUGCAUGCAUCAAUGAUUUUUCAGGUGUCUCAGUAAACAUGUACAAACUGUGCAAAAGUAAACAGCACUGUAGUUUGCUUUGAUACUUGGUCCGAUUUUUAGGAGAGAACAGAAAAUGGUUAAUUAUUUUCUGCAUGAAUCCUGCAGUGUUACUGAUGCUGUGACUUAAAAGAAAUAAACAGGUUAGCUUGU